Molecule: messenger RNA, 1334 nt
Organism: Anopheles stephensi (Asian malaria mosquito)
Lineage: Eukaryota; Metazoa; Arthropoda; Insecta; Diptera; Culicidae
Product: jupiter microtubule associated homolog 1
Exons: 1
Coding region: 221-613 (130 amino acids)
Cellular component (GO): nucleus
Source: RefSeq, a predicted model, not a curated record
AACGGCAAACCCCCCAGCAAAACGCCAACUGAAUUUUCAACAUCUUGCGUCGUCGCUUCACUUUAUUGAUCCGCUCUACCAACAAAAAAGAGGCGACUCGUCGUUACGCUCCCGUGUCGAACCAAGGCGUGUGUGCAUAGUUACCGUGUGUGUACUUCGAUUCGGAAAUACCGUUUCUGGCUGACCAAAACUUCCUCGCCCAGUUUGCAUUAGCAGUAUCAUGUCGUCGACAAACUUUAACGUUGGUGUGGCCGCCGAAUCGAAACCAUCGAGCCGCGUACUGAAACCUCCGGGCGGUGGCCAUUCGGACAUUUUCGGUGCGUCGGACGUGCGACAGAAUCCGCCCCGGCCGAAAAACAACCAGCAAAACUCGUCCAACAUGAACGCGGUGAUGGGCACGAUGGACCCGAACGAAACGCUCGAACCGGGCAAGCGUACCGCGGCUGGUGGCGACAGCAGUGCAUCAUCACCUGCAGCCCAAAAUGGAUCCGCGGCGGCCGCAUCAUCGAAUGGAGCAUCGUCGUCAGGUGGUGGGGAAGCGAACAAGCCAGCGUCGGCCUCGUCGGAACGGGCCCGUGUGCCGCCGGGUGGACACUCGCAAGGUUUCUGGUGAUUUGGUUGGUCAUUGCGAAGCACCACCAACCGCCCCACCACCUGCACCACCACCCUUGCGCACACAUCGAAGCUCGCGCGCAGUUGCAUCGCACCUGCCUACUUUGCAUCGGAACCAAACUCUUCACACACGGGCAUGUGGAUCACCCGCACUCGGCAGAUCUCGACGGCUUUUCUAUGUUUAUACAUCGGUGUGCGUACACACUCUGCUGCUCUGUAGCUUCUCGUACCUCCCGGCGAAGUGUGAGCCAUAUCACCGUGCCUGACCGCGUCGUGGCUCACACACAGGGGGAAUGCUCCAUUUUGUUUGUUAGUGUCUUGUGUACCUUCGAUAUCCUUGAUAGCUUUUAAAGAAACACCUACACACACACACACCACCCCUAUACAACACCCUUCGCUAACCCUUUUUCGUCUCCAUGGGGUCAAAGGGUUAGCAGUACUGCCAAAAAAAAACAAACAAAGACAACACACAAAACCUUUACUUAAAGCCUACUACUAACUAUUACUUUCUAAUAUUGUGUAUUUUGCGUAUGGUAUUAUAACUUCCAACAAAACAACCACAAAAGUGAAGCGUGAGACCGCACGCUGGGGCUACCAUCACUGGCCCAACGAGCGCCGGAAUGGUUGACCCGCGUCCCUCUCUCACUCUCUUACACAAAUGACGGAACAAAUAAAUUAUACAACUACAGCUUAAUUACAAGCCAGCUGCAUACAAAAAACAA